GUUUUAUCACGUGUGCCAUUGCGGAAGUCGUUGUCAUGUGAGCGGCUGCUUUAUUUGUGUCUUUGCGAUGAGAUAAAAUGAGCAGAAAAACAAAUAGUUCUGCGUUUUUCUUCAUUUGGUUAUGGGUCUGUUUUUGCUCAGCUGAUAAGAGCUACGUUAUAGACGAUGACGGCGGGUUUGGACGGACGUUUGAUGGCAUAGGGGGUGUGAGCGGUGGUGGGGCAACGUCUCGCCUUCUUGUGAACUAUGCUGAACCGUACAGAAGUCAAAUACUGGAUUACCUUUUCAAGCCCAACUUCGGAGCUUCUUUACAAAUACUAAAAAUUGAAAUUGGAGGUGAUGCACAGACGACAGAUGGUACAGAGCCAUCACACAUGCACUCUCCGAAUGAUGAGAAUUAUUUCAGGGGAUAUGAGUGGUGGCUGAUGAGAGAGGCCAAGAAGAGGAAUCCUAACAUCACACUGAUAGGCUUGCCAUGGGCGUUUCCUGGAUGGGUUGGUCAUGGGAAAAACUGGCCUUAUUACUACCCUGAUACAACUGCAUACUAUGUUGUGUCCUGGAUUAUUGGAGCGAAGCAGCACCACGACCUGGACAUUGAUUAUGUCGGGAUAUGGAAUGAAAGGACUUAUAACAGCAAAUAUAUCAAGCUCCUGCGCUACACUCUGGAUAAGAGCGGAUUGGAGAGAGUCAAAAUCAUCGCCAGUGACAACCUGUGGGAGCCGAUAACACAUUCUGUCCAUCAGGAUCCUGAACUGAGGAACGCUGUAGAUGUGCUGGGGGCUCACUAUCCUGGAACCGUCACCGUCCCCGAAGCCUUGACCCUGCAGAAGCAGCUCUGGUCUUCUGAAGAUUACAGCACCUUUAACGAUGAUGUUGGAGGAGGCUGCUGGGCUCGAAUCCUCAACCAGAACUACGUCAACGGCAGGAUGUCCGCCACUAUUUCCUGGAAUCUGGUGGCCAGCUACUAUCAGGAUCUCCCGUUUGGGAGAGCUGGGCUGAUGACCGCUCAGGAGCCAUGGAGUGGAAAUUAUGUUGUAGAAUCCCCCAUUUGGAUCACAGCCCAUACCACACAGUUUACUCAGCCUGGAUGGAAGUAUCUGCGGAGCGUCGGCCAUCUUGAGUUCGGCGGGACGUACGUCGCUUUGACGGAUCAGAGCGGAAAUCUGACUAUAGUCAUUGAAACCAUGACUCAUGAUCACUCCGUGUGCGUCCGGCCUCCUCUGCCUCACUACAACGUCACGCAUCAGAAAGCCACGUUCUCUUUAAAGGGAUCGUUUACUUCAGUUCGUGAGCUACAGGUCUGGCACUCGAAGUUUGAUUUCAAGACCCAAAAGCCAGUUUUCUUUCAAAACCUCAAGCCUAUAAAUGUAUCGAACGGAACGUUCAGCUUGGACCUGGAGGUCGAUGAAAUUUACACGCUAACCACCAUCACCACAGGGUCUAAAGGAAGUUACCAAGAGCCUCCUUCGUCUGCUCCCUUCCCUAAAAUCUACUCGGACGAUUUCGACGUCAGUAACCCGUACUUCUCAGAGGCUCCGUUCUUUGCCGAUCAGACCGGAGUGUUCGAGUACUUCAAUAACCUGACGGAUGCCGGCGCUCACGUUUACACGCUGCGUCAGGUGCUGACCGAGAGGCCUGUGACGUGGGUAGCAGAUGCAGAUCAGACCAUCAGUGUCAUCGGGGAUUAUUCCUGGCAGAAAACCAGCAUCUCCUGUGACGUCUACAUGGAGAAGGUGGACACCGGAGGUGUGUUUGUGGCAGUGAGAGUAGAUAAAGGUGGAGGAUCGAUCAGGAACACACAGGGAAUCUUCUUCUGGGUGUUUGCUGACGGAACCUACAAAGUCACCAAUGAUCUCAGUGGCGAAAGCAUCCUGGCCAAGGGACGGUCCGGAACCCGAGCUCACGUCUGGUACACUCUGACUCUGACGGUCCAGGGUUAUUACGCCUCUGGAGAGCUAAACGGCUCUGUGCUGUGGAAAGACGCAAUCGUUUUGACGCCCAAACACGGCUGGGCGGCUGUCGGUACGAGUACCUUCGAACUGGCUCAGUUUGAUAACUUUGCCGUACGGGCGGCAUGACAGGACGACCUAGACUUCAUUUCCUGUACAGAGAAAUAACUGGAGGAUUUCUGACUCGAAAUACUGAGAUAGUGACAUUUCUGAUUGUUUAAAAAAAAUCAGUUUGGUGUAGCAUAACGUGUGUGUGUGAGAGAGUGAGUGUGUGUGUGUGUGUGUGUGUGUGUGUGUGUGUGUGAGGGAUUGUGUGAGUGUGUUUCUGUGUGUGUGUGUGUGUGUGUGUGUGUGAGUGGUGUGAGUGGUGUGUGUGUGUGUGUGAGGGAUUGUGUGUGUGAGUGGUGUGUGUGUGUGUGUGUGUGAGUGGUGUGUGUGAGUGGUGUGUGUGUGUGUGAGUGGUGUGUGUGAGUGGUGUGUGUGUGUGUGAGUGAGUGUGUGUGAGUGAGUGAGUGUGUGUGAGUGAGUGAGUGUGUGUGAGUGUGUGAGUGGUGUGUGUGUGAGUGGUGUGUGUGUGAGUGGUGUGUGUGUGAGUGGUGUGUGUGUGAGUGGUGUGUGUGUGAGUGGUGUGUGUGUGUGUGUGUGUGUGUGUGUGUGAGUGGUGUGUGUGUGAGUGGUGUGUGUGUGUGUAGGAGAUGAUGAUUGUUAAUUGCACUGAAAUCCAGGGUGUUCAUGAGGACACUGUAAAUAUGAAAAGCCUUAAAAUGUAUUAAAUCAUUUUCUGAAUUUUUUUUUAGACUUUUUCAAAUAGUAAUAAUAUUUAAUUUUUCUUUAUUUUUAAACUGAAAAGUAAAACGUGAUCAACAGAACGGUGCAGCGCCGUUUAUUAACCUUCAGCUACCUGCUUUAAACUGACAUAAGAAGCGAAUGCGAAUUCAAACGCACUUUUCAUUGGAUCGGAGAAAAAUAAAACGAUCCAUUAACGAGUCUAAAUUCAAUUCUAUGAAAAUAUGUGGAAAAAGGACUGAUAUAUAAAUAAAUUCAUUUAUAUAAAAAAAAAAUAAGAAAUUAUAAUUAAAAAAAUUCUUUGCCACUGAAUGAUCACAGUAAUCAAUAAAGGAAUCUUUUUAUACAAA
This is a messenger RNA of Tachysurus vachellii, 3085 nucleotides long. RefSeq names its product galactosylceramidase b (gene galcb). Lineage: Eukaryota; Metazoa; Chordata; Actinopteri; Siluriformes; Bagridae. Gene Ontology annotation, biological process: galactosylceramide catabolic process. Gene Ontology annotation, molecular function: galactosylceramidase activity. Gene Ontology annotation, cellular component: lysosome. The transcript is spliced from 17 exons. The coding region runs from base 78 to 2078 and encodes 666 amino acids. The record is from RefSeq and is a predicted model, not a curated record.